Messenger RNA from Branchiostoma belcheri (Belcher's lancelet), 2936 nucleotides. Its product is annotated as patatin-like phospholipase domain-containing protein 2. Gene Ontology annotation, cellular component: membrane; lipid droplet; cytoplasm. Gene Ontology annotation, biological process: triglyceride catabolic process; positive regulation of triglyceride catabolic process; lipid homeostasis. Gene Ontology annotation, molecular function: triacylglycerol lipase activity. The coding region runs from base 113 to 1792 and encodes 559 amino acids. The transcript has 9 exons. The record is from RefSeq and is a predicted model, not a curated record. Lineage: Eukaryota; Metazoa; Chordata; Leptocardii; Amphioxiformes; Branchiostomatidae.
UCACGUGAACGAUGGCAACAAAAAUGGCGAAGGCUACUACGUGACCCAGUUUGUCUCAGUUUUGUGGCUGUCUUGGUCGGUUCUCUCGGGCUUCUCUUCCCGAGCCGACAAGAUGAACAUUUCCUUCUCAGGAUGUGGUUUUCUGGGGAUGUACCAUGUUGGGGUGGCGUCCUGCAUCAUGCAGCACGCGCCCAAUCUCCAGCUGCUGAAGUUGGGAGGAGCCUCCGCCGGGGCGAUGAGUGCCGCUAUGCUGCUGUUUGGGUGCGAUCUCAGAGAGUGUACAGACGCAGUGCUCAGACUGGCCACACAGGCCAGGAAACGUAGUCUCGGCCCGCUACACCCCAGCUUCCGCCUGGUAAAAACACUCCGGGAUGGCAUGCGGCGCAUCUUCCCUCCCAACGCUCACGAGAUCGCGUCCGGGAGACUCUGUCUGUCGGUCACCAGGGUGUGUGAUGGACAGAACGUCAUCCUGGACCAGUUUGACACCAGGGAAGAAUUGAUCCAGGCCUUGAUUUGUUCAGCUUUUGUACCUGUGUACUGUGGGCUGGUACCUCCCAUGUUUAAGGGAACGAGAUAUGUGGAUGGAGGCCUGAGUGACAACUGUCCACAUCUUGGCAAGAACACCAUCACAGUGUCACCCUUCUCAGGAGAGGCAGAUAUCUGCCCAAUGGACAAACUCUCCAAUAAUUUAUUGAACUUCUCCAUGACCAACACCAGUAUCCAGUUCACCACCACCAACAUGUGGCGCAUGUCCAUCGCGUUUUUCCCUCCAGAACCCAAGGUUCUACAGGAAAUCUGCCGACAGGGCUUCAACGACGCCCUCCGUUUUCUUCGCGAAAAUGAUCUGAUAGGCUGCAUGAGGCAUGUCAGCAGUGUCAGGUCUAUGAGCGAAGCCUUCAACCACUACCCUGCCAGGUCAACCAGUGAAUGUAGCAGUGAAAGUAACACGGAAGUGGUCUUUGAUGAGAUCUGCAGUGAAACUAGAGAAGAAACCUCAGCAGAGGAGAAGGAGGAGUGUUCAGAAUGCAAGUCGGAAAUCCACCAUGCUAACAAGGAGACACUUCCGACUAAGGUUUUAGAUGUUUUUCAGGAGGCCAAUAGAAAGGGUUUACUCCACAGUAUCCUGAACAGCUACACAGCCAGUUUUCUGUCCCUGCUUACUCUGCCUUAUAUCCUACCAUUUGAAACAGCCUUCAACUACACAAUAAGGUUUGCCGAGUGGGCACCUGAAGAGACGGCCUACUACCUGAAGAAGCUGUUGAAUCACCUGGAGUCACAGGUGAAGGGCAGGGUGAUGGAGUGGGGGUCAAAGUCCGCCUACAGUCAGCAACUCAAGGACUGCAGACUGAUAGCCUUACUGCAGAAACUCCUGGACGAACUGCAGAGAAGAGGGCUCAUUUCAAGAAGAGGGCUGGCUGCUACAGACUCCACAGUACCUUGGGACAACAUGGCCGAACCUUCUCCUUCAUCUGUAGAAUGUCCUGAAGACAUUUUCGUCGUGCCAAGUGACAACCCGACACUUAGACACAUGCCUCACUUUUACCUGGAUGACGUGCUAGACUGCACCGAAACGUGGUCCUAUACAGAUGACAUAGACUCUCUCCUGGGUUAUGUAGACACACAGGACUACAUAUUACUCAGGAUGGACUGGGUAGAUGCCAUGGUUGCAUCUCAUUAUAGCAAGAUGAUGGACAGCAACAAUGAUGACGACAAAGACAUCUCAGUGUCAGAGGACGAGGGCAUUGAAAGUCUUACAGGGUCUUUAGAAAUGUCCUUCAGUGCCAAACUGUAAAUUGAAACAGUGAAAUAGGAAUUCCUGGCUCACAAUACUCUUCAGACAAUCUAUGUACAUGCUCACUGUUGUAUGCAAUUGUAACUAAUGAGUAUAUACAAUGAAAAAUUUAAGUAAAGUUGUCUUAGUUUUAGCUUUGUUAAAUGUGUAAAAAUAGAACUGAUUUUUUGUACAUGAUACAUAUCUUCUCAAAUUAAAUAUCUAACUUUUGCCGACAAAAUGAUAGAAAUGUGAAGUAUGCUUUCUGGGCAAUGUAUCAAUGUUUCGUGAAUACAUAUUUCUAAUUUCACCACAGAUAUGGCAAAAUUUAUAAGAAAUGAUUUUAAUCAAGUUUUUCUGAAGAAAAAUUAUAUAGAUCAGGAUUCUGUGAUCCUACCUUAAUCUCAACUCUCUUGUCUGUAGUUUACAAAAAGGUGUGGUUGUUUAUUUGUUUUUUCUAAUUCACUGCUACCAAAGAACAGACGGGUGCCUUAAUGCUUAUUCAGUAACAAUCUUAACCUUCGGCCUGCUGAGGUAGCCAUGUGGCACCAAAUUUAUUUUGGCUAUGGGGUUAUCCAACAGGGAACAGGUUAAGUACUAUAUGGUGGACCAGUAGUGACUAAAGAUGUGGACCAGUGUAGACCAACAGCAAAGUUAGUUAAAUUGGUUACCAGUAUAUUUAUGUACAUGUACACAUGUAUAUGCUAGACAUGUGCAAAAGCUUAUUUACCUCAUGUGUCAACACUGUUGUGCAACUGACAAACAAACAUGUUAUUCCUUAACUCUUUUGUUAAUGUUUUAAGAAAGUUUUACCAAUGGAGUAUCUAGGUAAUAUGUGGACCAUUACAUAAACACUUACAUGUACAUAUGGAAAUAUCCAUGAAAUAGCAAUCACUUUUUUGAAAUUCACAAUGUAAAAUUUAUAUUGUGAAUCUGUGCAAAUUAAUAGGGCAGACUUCCAAGUAAAAAAUGCCCCUUAUACAUGUACAUGCAGCUCACAGAAUGUGUGUUGGUGAUAUGCAAUCAAUCAUAGCAAAAUUGUAGGUAAAAAAAGGAUAUAGCAAUGCUUUAGUAAAUAAAUAUAAUUUAAAAACCUGUUUCUUUCUGGCUUAUUGAAGUAUUUUAAUCACAUUUGCUCAAAGUUUGCAUGUUCAAAAACAUGUAU